GGGAAACUAGUUACCGGCCAUCCCGUUCUCGCUGCUCAUUGGAUGGUCCGUUAGUGAGUGCGUCCGUGCUUGACCGACUCGCUCGCUCGCGCCGCGGUCAACCAUGGAGUCAAAGGUUGGAUCGGAUCGGGUUGGGAUUCGAUGGGAGGACGGAGAAGCUAGCAAAGAUCAUCAGCUCAGCUGCCUUCCCACACCACCCAUGGCGCGACGCGUCCCGCCGGGCCGGCCGGCCUGCGUCGUCUAGCUUCUCGCUCCAUCCAAAUCCAUCGCCUGAAAAUUUUGUUUUUCCUUCAAUCCCAACGAUUGAUUCAACAGAAGGGAGAUUAGGAAAAAGAUGCAGCGGCAGCGGCAGCGGCAGCAGGAUGAAGGCACGGUGAACGCCGCGGCCAUCGUCCUGGCGGCCGCCGCGAGAACCACCACCGGCACAGGCCACCUGCACCUCCGCCGGCACCUCGACGACGACGACGACGACCACGCCAGCUGCGCCGACACGUAGCAUCCUAGCUCAUCCAUAUAACAGAGAGAGGAAGCUAAAACAGAGUGUUCUGAUGGAGUUGCCUGUGUGCUUCUGGACCCUGGAAUGGAUGAUGGCAUGCAGAGGACGACGCGAUGGUGGUCGCGCCUAAGGGCGAAGCUCGCGUGCUUCCGGCCGCACGGCCACCCGCAGCGCAUCGCCGACGCGUCGCCGGAGGCUGGCGCAGCCAGCGCCGAGCAGGCGGCGGCCGGUGCUGGCGGCUUAUUCCACAACACCCGCCACGCGCCGCAGCCCGCGGUGGCCUUCGUGGCGCCGCCGCCGUCGCCCGCGUCGUCCGCGCUCACCUCCGGUUCGCCGUCGCCCGCGGUGCUCGUGAACGCCAACAUCAGCAGCAGCUACAGCUCGCCCACCGCCUCCAUCUUCGCCGUCGGCCCGUACGCCCGGGAGCCGCAGCAGCUGGUGUCGCCGCCGGCCUUCUCCGCGGGCCUCACCGAGCCGUCCACCGCGCCGCUCACACCCCCCGCGGAGCUCUCGUGUAGCCCCCACCUGCUGGCCACCGCGCCGUCCUCGCCGGAGGUCCCCUUCGCCCGCUUCCUCUGGCACCCCGUCGCGGCGGCAGACCACCACCAGCAGCACUUCUCGGGCGGCGGCGGCGGCGGCGCGGAGGGCCUCCUCAACGCGUACCAGCUGCAGCCGGGGAGCCCCAUCCUCGUGUCGCCGGGAUCAACCUCCUCGUCGCCGCCGUCCUGGACGGUGCGGGCGCGCAAUGAGGGCGUGUCGCUUCUUGACGGUGGGCGCAUCCCCAUCACGGAGGAAGGUGGUGGCGACUGUGGCAGCGGCAGCGCGAGCCGGAACGACGACACACAUGACGAUGAAGCGGCCAAGAGCGGGGGCGAGUUUGUGUUCGGCAGUAAUGCCGAUGUGGCGGGCGGUGGUGAGGUCGCCGGCGGUGGAUCCUUGGCCUUGGGAGACGUGACUGAGCAAUGGCCCUUUCACCUUGCUCAUUGUUGAACUCUGAAUUCGGGUAGUGCAGUAGUACAGUACAUUUACAUGCUGCCGGCCAUGGUGUUGGCGUCGUAUUCAGCUGCA
Molecule: messenger RNA, 1564 nt
Organism: Panicum virgatum (switchgrass)
Lineage: Eukaryota; Viridiplantae; Streptophyta; Magnoliopsida; Poales; Poaceae
Exons: 2
Coding region: 581-1486 (301 amino acids)
Source: RefSeq, a predicted model, not a curated record